Molecule: messenger RNA, 1707 nt
Organism: Blastomyces gilchristii SLH14081
Lineage: Eukaryota; Fungi; Ascomycota; Eurotiomycetes; Onygenales; Ajellomycetaceae
Exons: 3
Coding region: 1-1707 (568 amino acids)
Molecular function (GO): heme binding; monooxygenase activity; oxidoreductase activity, acting on paired donors, with incorporation or reduction of molecular oxygen
Source: RefSeq, a predicted model, not a curated record
AUGGAGAAUGCAAUUAUAUCAACCCUUUCUCUGUCUCGAGAAGGCGCUGUGGAGUUUGUGUCUGAAUCGUACUUCAAAAUAAUCAUAGCCUGUGCUAUAUUAGUAUGCAUUAUAACACGGACAUAUAGCGGCUUCCGUUCCUGUUUCAGAGGCACCAAUGCUGAUGAAGCAUGGAGACCCAAAACCCUCCCAUACUGGGUUCCAUAUUUUGGGCAUGCCCUCUCAUUGGGGUUCUGCCGCCGGAGCCUACUUAAACAUGCUAGAGACACCACCCCGGAGCCUGUUUUUAGUCUCUACAUCUGCGGCCAGAGGCAUAACAUAAUCACAUCUCCAUCACUGGCCAAGGCUCUUUUGGCCGAGCAAAAAUCGUCGAUCGUGCCCAAUGCCUUCGCCACAUAUGCUAUGGAGCGCGUUUUUGGAGCGCCAAAGAGUACCAGAAAACUCAACCGGGCCGAAUUCGACGCUCAGUGUAGAUCAAUGGAAUUUCAAAUGCAAGAUCCGCUUGCAUCCGACUGUUCAUCUGCCACCAUCCAAAAGAUCGAGCAGAACAUGCCAAAUAUGUAUACCUUUCUGCUCGAGUGUUGUCGAUCAUCCGGAACUUUGUGCUGUAACUGUGAUGACGGCAUCAUGGGAGAAGACUUCAUGGAAGCACUUCCAAAUACCCCGGAUGAUAUUAGGAAAUUUAACAAUAACUUCAAUGCCAUUAUCCUGGGGAUCCAACGAUGGGUUCCCUUCCCAGGACUUCCCACCUCAUAUCGGUCGCGACGUAGGCUUUUGCAUGGCAUGGCGGCCUUUCAUUCCGCGUUCGCAGUUGCAGAAAAUGGUCACGAUCCCGGAUUCGACUGGCGUCAAAUUGAUGAAGUUUCCGAAUUUAUGCAAGACCACUGCCGAGCAUGGAAAGACGCUGGACUUUCAGCUACGUCAAUGGCUGCAGAAAGUCUAGCACUCUUAUGGGCUAUGGACACGAAACUGAACACAAUCAUAUUUUGGAAUCUCCUUCACAUCCUAGCUGAUGGCCCAAUCCACUCUCGGAUCAUGAAGGAAAUUGCCCCCUAUUCUCAAGCCGGGCGGCCGAAUGCUGGCGAGACGGGGUUCAGACUACCAGAACCGCCACGAGUAUCGCUGGAUAUCGAUCACCUUAUUUAUUGCCCGUUGCUCAAAGCAACCUACUAUGAGACCCUGCGCCUGCACUCAUGUCCAAUCACCUACCGGAAGAUCACUAAGGAGUUCAAACUAACCGAAUCCGCCAGUGAUGCGAAAAUCGCCAACCGAAAACAACAGACAUACCAGUUUAAAGAAGGAGAAUUUAUCGCAAUACCGCAGACUCUUCACAAUACCGAUUCACACUAUUUCGAGGACCCAGAAGAAUUCGAGCCAGAAAGAUUUUUAGCGGAGAAGGCAGUCGAUACCAGCGAGUCUUCCGAGAAGUCUAGACCAUCUAAAAAACGGGAGUCGUUCACUGCCCAACCGGAGCUUGCACUUAAAAUACCGGAAACAUGGACUGUCUAUGGUGGCGGCGGGCAUACUGUGAGUCAGGAUGGGAAAUUCGCUGAAAGGAUAACGUUGGGGUUCGUUGCUGGUUUGUUGGCAAUGUGGGAUAUUCAGCCGGCUAAGGGCUUAGGAUGGAAGAUACCGAAACGGAGAACUGGUGGGCUUGUUUAUGAGCCACAGACUGAUAUCAGGGUGAGGAUAAAGUCGAAAGUGUAA